Molecule: messenger RNA, 861 nt
Organism: Labeo rohita (rohu)
Lineage: Eukaryota; Metazoa; Chordata; Actinopteri; Cypriniformes; Cyprinidae
Product: chymotrypsin A-like
Biological process (GO): proteolysis
Molecular function (GO): serine-type endopeptidase activity
Source: RefSeq, a predicted model, not a curated record
CAUUCAAGUGCAGCAAUGGCCUUCUUGUGGUUUCUCUCCUGUCUCGCCUUCUUUGGGGCAGCCUAUGGCUGUGGCGUUCCUGCCACCCCUGUUAUUACUGGAUACUCCAGGAUUGUGAAUGGUGAGGAGGCAAGGCCUCACUCCUGGCCCUGGCAGGUGUCUCUGCAGGACUUCACUGGUUUCCACUACUGUGGUGGAUCCCUGAUCAAUGAGUGGUGGGUUGUGACCGCUGCUCACUGUGAUCCCAGAACCUCUGACCGUGUCGUCCUGGGUGAGCAUGAUCGUUCAUCUAAUUCUGAGGCCAUUCAGACCAUUAAUGUUGGAAGGGCCUUUAAGCACCCUAACUACAACAGCUUCACCAUCAACAAUGACAUUCUCCUGAUCAAACUGGCCAGUCCUGCUCAGCUCAACAGUCACGUGUCUCCUGUGUGCCUCGCCGAAACCACCGACGACUUCCCUGGAGGCCUGAAGUGUGUGACCUCUGGAUGGGGCCUGACCAGGUACAACGCUGCUGAUACUCCUCCCCUGCUCCAGCAGGCCGCUCUGCCUCUGCUGACCAACGAUCAGUGCAAGACUCACUGGGGAAGCAACAUCACUGAUAUUAUGAUCUGUGCUGGAGCCUCUGGUGUCUCCUCUUGCAUGGGUGAUUCUGGUGGUCCUCUGGUCUGUGAGAAGAGCGGAGUCUGGACUCUGGUGGGUAUUGUGUCCUGGGGAAGCAGCGUCUGCUCCACAUCCACCCCUGCUGUGUACGCCCGCGUCACCAAGCUCCGUGCCUGGGUUGACCAGACCAUUGCUGCUAACUAAAGCAGCCAUGAAUACUAUCUUUAUUUUCAUUAAUAAAGAUGUAUGACAUGACCUUCA